GUGCAUCCAUCGAUUCCCACGUUGGCCUCCUUUGUCGUGCUCGAUCAUCUGUUUCAUCCAUUCAUCCAUUGUUCAUUGCACUGGGCGUGUGAGAAUUUCUGUCAGGAGUGGAACCGACAGCCUUGAACCGGGAUUGAUUGAACCGAUCAGACUUCAGGCUCGGGGUGAGGAGGAGGAGGAGGAGGUUUCUCGGCUGAGUGAGAAGCAGAGGAAGGAAGAGAGUUGCGGGAGAAAAAUUGUUGGAAGAGAGAAACCUUCCUUUCGAAUUUAUUCGGUGUCUUCGUUGAGGAGGAGGAGGUGGUGGUCGGGAAGAAGUAGGAGGCGAGCGGCAGGAUGGUGCUCUUGAUGCUGAAAAUCAAGGCCGAUCUUGAGAACCUUACGAAUUUGAAUCCCACUGGUGGCUCCGAUGGUAGCGAGUUCACGUUCUACUUUAAGGUGAAAUGCGGUGGAUGUGGAAGUAUUAGCGAGAAGGAUUCAACCGUCACGGCUUCAGAACAGUAUCCCAUUCCCAAGAGUCGGGGAACAGCACAUCUUGUGCAGAAGUGUAAAUUGUGUGAUAGUGUGGGGAACAUCUCCUUGAUCGACGGGCGUGGAAAACCCUACACAGCCGAAGAUAGCGAAGCUGGAAAGUUUGUGCCAGUGGCGUGCUUUGAUUGUAGGGGCAUGGAACCAGCAACUUUCUCUCUGAGAGAUGGUUGGUCAGCUGAAGGGUUAUCUGGGACCAAGUUUGAGAAUAUUGAUCUAACAGAUGGAGAAUGGUCGGAGUAUGAUGAACGAGCUUCUGCAUCAGUAGGAAUUCUGAAUAUCGAACACACCUUCGAUGUCACGAAAUAGUCUGCGUCGACACCUCGACUAGUUCUGUGGCAUGUCUCCUCUCAGCUGUGUGCUCAGGUUGUCCUUCGGUUCGGAAAGUUUGGAUGCCUAACCAAAUUCUUCCUGAAUUAUGGAGGUAAAACAACAGAAACGUUUCACAUAACCACAGUCUCAGCUUUGUGGUACAACACUCCUAAGCAAGCCCAAAUCUCAAGCCUUGCAGUAAUAAACUUAGGAAGCCUGACGUCCUCACAUCUGCUUUGUACAUUUUGGAUUGUUAUAUAAAAACGAGAACAAAAAUAUGCGCUAAUAUUGUAC
Marchantia polymorpha subsp. ruderalis is the source of this 1131-nucleotide messenger RNA. The record is from the annotation of a GenBank genome assembly. NCBI's taxonomy places the organism in Eukaryota, Viridiplantae, Streptophyta, Marchantiopsida, Marchantiales, Marchantiaceae.